Aphis gossypii (cotton aphid) is the source of this 3696-nucleotide messenger RNA. RefSeq lists its product as uncharacterized. Lineage: Eukaryota; Metazoa; Arthropoda; Insecta; Hemiptera; Aphididae. The transcript has 2 exons. The record is from RefSeq and is a predicted model, not a curated record. Gene Ontology annotation, molecular function: flavin adenine dinucleotide binding; oxidoreductase activity, acting on CH-OH group of donors. Bases 75 to 3512 code for a protein of 1145 amino acids.
UUAAUUCAGUAAAGUGCUAUAAAUACCUGGAUUACCGGCGAUUGUAAGUAUUAAAAGUAUUGUCAUCUUCAAAAAUGACAAUGGGUCAUUUGCUUCGUUCUUUGAUUAUCAUCGGCUUGGCUAUUCAGCUUUGCAAUGGAACAAGUUACUGGAGUAAACCAAAACAUAAAAAAGUAUGCAUCACCUCAUGUUCAACUAGUAGUUCUUCCUCGACUACUGUUAGAACUUCGUCAAAAUUCAAUGUUUUAAAUUCAAAGAAUAAAAUUGAAGACCUUGAAAAAGGUCUUAAAAAAAUAAGCACAAACUCUCAAGAAGACAGCAGCGAGGAGUACGAUGAUGAAAGUUGUGAGGAUUUAGAUUACAGAGAUUCACAGUCAUCACGAAAAUUACAAACCUUUGUACACAGUCGUGCUCUUUCAAAAAAAAUGAAGAAAACACAAAUAAAAACGGCUAAAAAGGUCUUAAGAAAAAAGAUUACCAUUCCUUUAAUCGCGAACAAAGUUAUUGGGUCUGCUAUAACUAGAUCCACUAGUAAUGGCUUACAACAAUCGUUACAACAAAAUCAGCAAAUUGGUAGUACAAGUAGUACAACAAUUACGUCUAGAACAAACACCGUGGGUGUCAACGGAAAUAUAUUUCUGUCAAUACCAAAAGGAUAUGUAGCAAACACAAUGUCAAUGACAACAACUAGUUUAUUAACUGAACAAGAAGCUAUUCGAUUAGGACUCUUGAGUAACACUCUAAUUAGUGGAAGUCAAACGUAUACAUCUUAUCAAAAUGGUGGACAAUUUAGUUUAUCUGAUAGUACCGUUAGUAGGUCUAUUAAUAGCCAGAUGUCCCAAAUGCAAAACCAAGGAAAUAGAUAUUAUUUAAAUCGUAAUUUACAGAAUACCGCAAGAUCAGGUAAUUUAAAUAGUAUUAAUGGAAAUUCACAACAGUUUAGUAGAUACACAUCAGUAAACGAUAAUAUGAGUAAUAAUCAUCAACAAAUCAAUGGUCAAAAAACUAUGGGUAAAUUGUAUGGAUUAAAUAAUCAACAAAACAAUGGUCAACAAACUGUAGGUAGAUUAUAUCAGUUUAAAAAAACUAGUUCAUUGCAGCGUAAAAUUAAUCAACUUAAAACAUCAAAUAAUGUUGUAAACAAAGAUGAAAAUGGUAGUGAAGAUAAUGAAUUGAAUGAUGACAAUAACCAAAAAGUAGGUAUCACAAAUGUUAAAACUGCCGGACAAUACUCAUUUAAAUCCUAUAAUGAAAAUCAAUUAAACAAGAAUAUUAAUAGUCAUCAAAUAAAUAACUUAAGUAAAACAAUCAAGUCAAGACAUAUUCAAAAAUACAGCACUUCUAAUAAAGGUAAUAGUGAUAAAUCAAAUGAAUCAAAAUCUUCCGAUGACCAAAAUGAUGACGAAAACGAUAAGUUAAAAUCAAUUACUAAAAAAUCCGUAGAGAAUAACGAUGAUGAAAAUACUAAAAUAGAAAAUAAUGAAGAUAAUAAAUGUAAUGAUGAUAAAUCUAAAGAUAAAGAUGAUAAAAAUAAUGAAAUAGAUGAUAAUGAAGAUAAAGAUGAUAAAUUGGAAGAUAAUGAUGAUGAAAAUUAUGACAUUGAUAAUGAUAAUAUCGAAGAACAAGAAACAUCGGAAGACGAAGUAUCAGUAUAUGAAUAUUUGGAUACAUUUAGGAAAUUCAGAUUUGAUAGUGGUCUAAAUGCAGUUGGUAUAAUAGGAGAAGUAUUAAGUCAAUUAGAUUAUCAACGUUUUAUACUUAUGGAUGAUAUUAUAUAUCCACAAGAUUCCACGCGUUAUGUUAUAAACAACGAGGAGUUCGAUUUUAUCAUAGUCGGUGGUGGUAAUGCGGGGUGCGUUCUAGCAAACAAGCUAUCUGAAAAUGAGAAAUGGAAAGUAUUAUUAAUUGAAGCAGGUGGAGAUGCCUUCCCUGUAACUCAAAUUCCUAAUUUAUGGGAUAGAACAUUAAAUAGUGUUGCAGACUGGCAGUUUAAAAUACAACCGGAUAGUACAACUGGAUUUGGAAUUGGAGGUAAUAUGAAACUACACAAAGGAAAAUGUCUUGGAGGAAGUAGCACUACAACUCCUCAAAUUUAUGUUAGAGGGAGUGAAAAACUCUAUAAUUCACUUGUUGACAAGGGUUUGAAGGAUUGGUCGUACAAUUCUACGGAGACUAUCUUUAAAAAGGUUGAAAGAAUCCGUUCAAUUACAAAAACUGAAACAAACACAACUAUUUAUGGAAAAUGUGGACUUAUUCCUGUAAGCAAAUUCCGAAAAACUGAAAUAAGCGUUUUAGAAAAAGUUGUAUGUUCUGGGUUUGAACAUAUCGGUUGUAAAAAAGAAAGUGAUAUCAACGAAAAAAAUAUUGAAGUUGGAUUUGUUUCAAUGCAAGGAAUAAUUAAGAAUGGUAGAUCUAUGAACACUGCUAAAGCAUAUCUAAGCCCAGUUUUCGGCCGCGAAAACUUAAAAGUGAUGAAAUAUACUAGAGUUACAAAGAUUUUAGUUGACAAAACAGCAAUGAAGGCAACCGGAGUUGAAGUACAGACAAAAUACGGUCAAACUCUUACACUAAAAGCCAACUUGGAAACCUUACUUUGUGCUGGGGCUGUUGGUUCUGCUCAGAUAUUGUUGGCUUCGGGUAUUGGGCCUAAAAAGCAUUUGUCCGAAAUGGAAAUACCAGUGGUUAAAGAUUUAAAUGUAGGACAGAAAUUCUUAAUUACUCCAGUGUUUGCUGGUUUUGUUAUGUCCUACGACAAAUCAAUUGUUUGCAAUCAGACUGAUGAAGAAAUUGCAUUCAAAUACUUGGCUAGACAUUCAGGAGUUUUAAGUAGACCUAACGGUAUGAGCUUUGGUGGAUUUUUAAAUACUGGUAUGUCUGGAUCUUCAUUCGCUGAUAUUGAAGUCUUUCAAUAUUACAUUCCCAAAAACACUUUUUCAAGGUUAUGCCAACUAAAAUCAAUAUUUGGAUUUAGUGAUACUUUGUUAUCGGUGUAUGCUAAAUUGAAUUAUGAUCGUGCUAUUUCUAUUUUUACAAUGGCUUUGAUAAACACAAAAAGUACCGGUAAAAUUCUUUUAAGAAGUACGAACCCAUUGGAUAAUCCGAUUAUUGUUGGCAAUUUGUUGACCGAUAAAAGUGAUAUAAAAAGUUUCCUUGAAGCCAUCAAAUUACUGUCCAAAAUUGAAAAAUCAGAUGGAAUGAGGUUAGUAAACGCUAAGAUAGAAGAUAUUGUUCUUGACGGAUGUGCAAAAUAUAAACCAAAGACCCAUGAGCACUGGGAGUGCUUACUAAAAUACAUGGUAUCUACAACAUCAAGUACUGCCGGAUCGUGUCGUAUGGGAAUUGAAACAGACACAGAUGCUGUUGUCGACAGUAAACUGAACGUGAUUGGUAUUUCUAAUUUACGAAUAAUAGGUCGAAGUACUAUGCCAUUAGUUACUAGCGCCUAUAGUAAUGUUCCUUGUAUUAUGAUCGCUGAAAAGGCAUAUGAUAUGAUAAAAAGUAAAUACGUCUAAAAACCAAACUACUCGAUUAAAUAUUGUUUUUAAGAAUUUAAAGCACUGUGUUUACAUUAUAACUAUAUUCAUUAAAAAUCAGAAGGAAUCAAGUUUUCUUUACGAAAAAAAACAAAUAAAAUUCUAAGCACCUAUACAUGUUUUGUUUUUGUUUUAUAAAUAUCACGGUAACCUUAAUGAAAAA